AUGGCGGAAAAGCCUGCGGUCCUCAUCAUCGGAGGCCUUGGCUACAUCGGCCGCUUCCUCGCCCUACAUAUUCACCAGAACAAUCUCGCUUCCGAGGUCCGCAUCGUCGAUAAGGUUCUGCCCCAGCUGGCCUGGUUGGCACCCGAGUUUCAAGAAGCAUGCGCCGGUGACAAGUUUAUGCAGGCCGAUGCCAGCCGAGAGCAGUCCCUGGCUCGUAUAUUUGAUCGCCCCGGUGGCAAGGAGUGGGACUACGUCUUCAACUGCGGCGGCGAGACUCGCUACUCCCAGGAGGACGAGGUCUACAAGCUCCGCUCCCUCGGCUUGUCUCUCGCUGUCGGCAAGGAGGCUGCCCGCCGCAAAAUCAAGGUCUUUGUCGAGUUGAGCACCGGCAUGGUGUACAAGCCCGACUCGGCUCCCAGCAAGGAGGGCGACAAGCUCAAGCCCUGGAGCAAGAUUGCUGUUUACAAGCUGCAGGCGGAGGAGGAGCUUUCCAAGAUGGAGGGGCUCAACCUCGUCAUUGCGCGCCUCGCCCAUGUCUACGGCCCGUAUGCCUCGCAGUGGGUCGCGACCGCGCUGUGUAUGGCGCGUGUCUACCAGUCCCUCGGCGAGGAGAUGAAGUGGCUCUGGACCAAGGACCUGCGCACCAACACGGCACACAUCAAGGAUGUGACGCGCGCGCUGUGGGCCAUGGCCACGUGGUACGAGUCCUCUGGUGGCCGGGCCGCGUGGGAUGCAAAAGCGCACGGCAACCCCGUGCCGACGUUCAACGUUGUCGAUAAGGGCGUGACGACGCAGGGCACCAUGUCUAAGAUUGUCGGCGAGGUGUUUGAUAUCGGUACCGGCUUUCAGGGGCAACUCAUCAGCACCUUUGCGCGGCUGAGCAUCGACAGCGUUGUCGACGACGUGAACGACGAGUUGUUGGGCCCGUGGGCUGAGCUGCUGGAGAAGGCGGGCAUCGCGCGGCCGGGUCCGCUCACACCAUUUUUGGAGAAGGAGCUGCUGAAGGAUACCGACCUGAGUAUGGACGGCGCGCGAUUGGAGCAGAUCGUCGGGUUCUCAUAUGAGCGGCCCAAGAUGACGAGGGAAGAUGUCGUCGAGGUGAUUGACAGCUACAAGAAGAUGAAGUGGUGGCCAUGA
This is a messenger RNA of Verticillium dahliae VdLs.17, 1137 nucleotides long. Its product is annotated as NAD dependent epimerase/dehydratase family protein. Bases 1 to 1137 code for a protein of 378 amino acids. The record is from RefSeq and is a predicted model, not a curated record. NCBI's taxonomy places the organism in Eukaryota, Fungi, Ascomycota, Sordariomycetes, Glomerellales, Plectosphaerellaceae. The transcript is spliced from 3 exons.